Messenger RNA from Nilaparvata lugens (brown planthopper), 1026 nucleotides. RefSeq lists its product as uncharacterized. Gene Ontology annotation, biological process: sodium ion transport. Gene Ontology annotation, cellular component: membrane. The record is from RefSeq and is a predicted model, not a curated record. Lineage: Eukaryota; Metazoa; Arthropoda; Insecta; Hemiptera; Delphacidae. The transcript has 3 exons. Gene Ontology annotation, molecular function: sodium channel activity. The coding region runs from base 539 to 940 and encodes 133 amino acids.
UACCGUACUCAUUAUCUCCAAUUGUAAAUGUAGCCUAUUCAGUAUUCAUGCAAAUAAAAGUACAUAGAAUUAUCAAUAUCGAUGCCUGGAUCUAGGCCUAUGUACUGUAUGGUCAGUUUGAUAAGUGUUGCAUCUCAGAAUCAGGCUUCAAUACGGUAUACUAUAUACUCACCUGUAAUCAGCAAUGAAAAUAAUAUUGAAGAUUCCUAUUUGGAAGAACUGGGCUUUUUGAAUUAUUGUCGGUCUUGGUCAAUACAAUAAUAAUAUAAUAGGGUCACUGUAUACCAAGAAAACAUCAUAUUUUCAACAAAAUUAUAGAGCAAUUUUCCAGUAUAAUGUUUCAAGCUUUUUGGAAAGUCACAACUGAAUGAAGAGAGAUGAAUUGAACUUCUUAACUUGUUGCAACUACUCCAAUCAUGCGUGAAGUAGUGAUUUUUGUCAGUAUUUACCGGUACAUGAAUUUCAAUUUAUUGACCCAAAACACUAACUUUGUCAACACUAGUCAAUAACUUUAAACUCUCGAUGGAAACCCUACAUAAUGCAUCAUAUCCAUAAAGUGGAAGGGUUUUAUGAAAUAGAAGUAGGCUACUGUGAAUUCACUGUACAACAGCAGCUAUCUUUGGUGAUGAAGAUUUUUGGCGUUUUAAAAAAAGUUGCAAUUGAGUUUUGCUCGGCAACAUCUUUACAUGGAAUGCAAUAUACUGUUGAGCCUCGGAGAGCACUCAUUGAAAGAUUAUUCUGGAAAUUGGCUGUAGUUGCAGCAUUAGUCGGUUCAUUAUUGAGUUUUCUUGCAAUAUACAAUACGAAGUAUUCUCAAGUUAUCACCUCGCUUGUGACUACCAGCUAUACUAACUUCAAAUAUGAACAGCUAGCCUUGACUAUCUGCAACAACAACAAAGCAUCAAAAUCCUCUGUUGAUCGUUUCUUCAAAAUGAUGUGAGUUAACAGUUAUUAGAUUUUCCAUUGUGAGUCUGUUGACUAUUUCAUCACAUAUAUGAACAGAGUGUAUCAAGUUCAUAAAACAAA